Messenger RNA from Lathyrus oleraceus (garden pea), 636 nucleotides. Its product is annotated as secreted RxLR effector protein 161-like. The coding region runs from base 1 to 636 and encodes 211 amino acids. The record is from RefSeq and is a predicted model, not a curated record. Lineage: Eukaryota; Viridiplantae; Streptophyta; Magnoliopsida; Fabales; Fabaceae. The transcript has a single exon.
AUGUCCAUGAUGGUUAAGAUGAACUAUUUUCUAGAACUCCAAAUUAAGCAACUAAAGGAUGGCAUCUUCAUCAAUCAAUCCAGGUAUUGCAAAGAAUUAUUGAAGAGAUUCGACAUGGAUAAUUGUAAGGCUAUGUCUACUCCAAUGGGAUCCAAAACUUAUGUUGAUCAAGAUGAAUUGGGUGUUUCAAUUGAUAUCACAAAGUAUCGAGGUAUGAUUGGCUCAUUGUUAUAUUUGACGGUAAUCCGUCCUGACAUAAUAUUUAGUGUUUGUUUAUGUGCACGCUUUCAAGAAAAUACAAAAGAAUUACAUCUCAUCGCCGUUAAAAGGAUCAUGAUGUAUCUCAAAGGGACAACAAACGUUAGACUAUGGUAUCUUAAAGGUAGUAUUUGCAAUUUAGUUGGUUAUUUUGACGCUGAUUAUGCAGGAAGUAAAACUGAUAGAAAGAGCACUAGUCAUACAUGUCACAUUCUUGGAAAUGCAUUAGUAUCGUGGGCUUGCAAGAAACAAGCAUGUGUUUCUCUCAGCACUGCCAAAGCGGAAUACAUAGCAGCAGGUAGUUGUUGUGCUCAAAUAAUGUGGCUUAAGCAACAACUUCGCGACUACGGAAUCGAUCUUGGAUGCAUUCCUUUAUGA